Molecule: messenger RNA, 1870 nt
Organism: Melanotaenia boesemani (Boeseman's rainbowfish)
Lineage: Eukaryota; Metazoa; Chordata; Actinopteri; Atheriniformes; Melanotaeniidae
Exons: 2
Coding region: 714-1595 (293 amino acids)
Biological process (GO): apoptotic process
Cellular component (GO): mitochondrion
Source: RefSeq, a predicted model, not a curated record
AAUCUUACCUCUGCACCCCACUUUCUUGCUCCUUUUUAAAAUUUUUCUGGCACUUUCACCAAUUUCCUCUGCAUUUGUUUCAAUAAUAAGCAACACUGUUUUUACAUAACUUAAUUAAAAACCUGCCCGUGUAACUGACAUAUAAACCCGGGAGAGGCUGUUAAAGGAUUGAUCCUUAUUAAGAACCAUGUUCUGAGACCAGAGUGGGCUCAGAGGGGCCCCGACGUUGUGAAUGUGAUACAACAUUAGAAACGGAAGAGCACGUGUUGAAGAAAUCUAUUCUGGGACUGGCAUGACAGUGAGAGCUCCCGCAGUCAAAGCUAUGAGAUAUGGCACAAGAGGGUCACCUUGACACUAAGAGGCACAUUUAAGCAGAAUUCAUGAAAACAGCUUAAAGGGAUCUUCUUUGCAAGAAAAAAGCCCUGCGGUUGAGAUAAAUGUUAAUGUCUUAUCAGAACGAAAGGUGGAUUAACUGCUUGGAUUAUUGUUACAUAUUUCUGAUUUUUAAUUUGAUAUUUCGACAUUGCAUCCCUACUCUUUCAUGGCAUGUAAACCACUAAGCUUUCACUCUUGGUUGACAGAUGGAGAUGUAUACAGGUGCUAAAUAUAGUAAGAUAUGCAAGUUGAGGCUAUAACCACAGCCGCUGUGAUACAGAGGAGCCAGUGAGCAACUUUUUUCCACUGACAGGCAGGGUGAUGUCAGUAAUCUGGAAAUGAGCAGGCAGCCAGGCUUCAUUCUGGAGGGAAAGGCCCCAGUCGAGUCCAGCAGGGGGGAUGGAGGAGGUACAGAAGCCAGAUCCCUCAGCCCUGCUUCUCUGCCUUUGACCCAGACUGUGAGCUCUGGACCUUGGCAGAGUGAGAGCCUGCUAGCUGAGUCCUGGUCCACGAUGGGCGAUGUGGACCCCGAGGAUACCAAGAGCCUUGACAGCAAUGACGGGGCAGUUCUGGCUGGAGAGGAGAAUCACUCCUCCAACUCCGACAUGGUCCACCUGGAGCGAGAGGAGGCUGAGAUGCUCGAGGAGGCAGAGGAGAGGAGAAGGAGAAAAGAGGAGGAGGAGGAAGAGGAUGAGGAGCUGCAGGCGAGUGUGUUGAGCGUGCUGGGUCAGGACACAGAGCUGGUGGAGCUCAAGGAGGAGGAGCAGGACCUCCAGGCCCCAGAAACUGAAGGGCUUCUGGUGUCAGUAGAGGAGCCUCAUGUGGAGAGGGAGCCAGUAGAGUUCAGGCAUGUGGUUCCCCCAAUGGCCCUGCCUCCACUGCCUAUUGUCAAACUGGAUCCCCCCUCCACUACAUCCACACCAGUCCCAUCAACCACAACCUCUGAAGCAGAGGAGCUUUAUUCCACUCUGGGCCUUCACCCUCCUUCUAUUCUGGCACCCACUGCUGCAGAGCCUCCAGAAAAGAGUGUCGAGCAACAACAAUUCUCACAAAUUCCCCUUUCAGAUGUGGAGGAACAUUCAGUUAAAGAGACACCACCACAGCAAAGCGCUUCAAAGACCAAACCACUGAGCUCCACUGAGCUGCUGUUUGGAGGCGCUGCUUUAGUGGCUGUUGUGGGUGUAGUAGCUUAUGGUGCUGUGGUCUACUGUAAAAAGUAAAAAACCUCUCUUUGAAUCCCUAAACAACCUUUCAGCACAGCUUUUUUCUGUUUUUAAAUCUAUUCCUAAUGAAUUAUUCCACUUCACUCUGAAUUCGGGAUUUUAAUUUGAUUUCUUUGGAUUCAUGUUGUGCUACCUCAGCUCACAGCAGAGCUCAUGGCCUUUGUUUUACACGUUCAUCGCUAAGAAAAAGCAUUUAGCCAGAAAAAUUUGAACCUGGAAUGUAAAGAACAUGUUCAGUGUAAUUCUAAAAGAAAAACAUCUUACAUACUUGA